AUGGCAAAACUUGCUUACCCGACCGUCUCGCAACGGGUGACUUUUAACUCUCGCCGCUUCAAGGCCCCCUUAAAAAUAGCUCUAGAAGAGCACAUUAGCACUAAAUUAUUCAAUCCUACCGAAACCCUUCCACCACAAAGUCGCACGGCAGAACUACCCUACAUGAACCCUGAAUUUGUGGCGGAUACAGAGGACCGUCUCACAAACAUUGAUGCUCGGAUCGAGGCGAUGGAUCGGGCAGGUAUUGCCCUGACUAUCAUUUCGCUGACGAUGCCCGGGAUUGAAGGCAUUUUCGAUUCUGCUAUCGCCGUAUCGAUGGCGAGGAAAGUCAAUGACGAAAUCCACGAUUUAUAUACAGCUGGAUUGCACGCGAAGAGAUUUCGUGCUUUCGGAGUUGUACCAAUGCAGGAUCCCGAGGCUGCAACUAUUGAGCUCGAGAGAUGCAUUAAAGAGCUCGGCUUUGUGGGAGUCUUGGUGAACGGAUAUUCUAAUGUAGGCGGAGAAAGUACCGUUCAAUAUCUUGAUGAACCGGCUUGUGCGCCUUUCUGGGCUAAGCUCGAGGAGCUAGACGUUCCUCUUUACCUUCAUCCACGUAUUCCGCCGCCUGACCAGAUGCGCAUCUAUAAAGGAUAUGAGUUCCUCGCAGGUAGCCCUUGGGGCUUUGGUUUGGAAACAGCUACUCAUGCUCUUCGACUAAUGGCAUCCGGGCUCUUCGACCAUCAUCCCCGCCUAAAAGUUAUCCUCGGUCACUGUGGUGAAGGUCUUCCAUUCUCACUUUAUCGGAUUGACCAUCGAAUCCGCCAUUUUCAGAACGGUUUACUUCAGUGUAAAUUGCGGAUGCAGGAUUACUGGGAAAGGAACUUCUGGGUUACGACAUCGGGUGUUUUUAGUGAUGGGGCGUUCGCGCAGACGCUGAAACAUUGCGGUGAAGACCGCGUGUUGUGGAGUGCCGACUACCCAUAUGAGGAUUAUGAUGAAAUUUCCCAUUGGUUUGACACCUUGGAGAUUAGUGAGCACACUAGGGCAACAGUAGGAUGGAAAAAUGCGGAGAGGCUGUUCAAUCUAAAGGCGAGCGAGGCAAUCGCACAGCCCCUUAGGGUGGACAUGAAGCGUGGGAGCGUGUAA
Messenger RNA from Exophiala aquamarina CBS 119918, 1125 nucleotides. RefSeq lists its product as uncharacterized. Bases 1 to 1125 code for a protein of 374 amino acids. The transcript has a single exon. The record is from RefSeq and is a predicted model, not a curated record. Gene Ontology annotation, molecular function: carboxy-lyase activity; hydrolase activity. Gene Ontology annotation, cellular component: cytosol; cytoplasm. Lineage: Eukaryota; Fungi; Ascomycota; Eurotiomycetes; Chaetothyriales; Herpotrichiellaceae. Gene Ontology annotation, biological process: secondary metabolic process.